Messenger RNA from Polyodon spathula (Mississippi paddlefish), 1502 nucleotides. RefSeq names its product zinc finger protein 664-like. Bases 61 to 1362 code for a protein of 433 amino acids. The record is from RefSeq and is a predicted model, not a curated record. Lineage: Eukaryota; Metazoa; Chordata; Actinopteri; Acipenseriformes; Polyodontidae. The transcript is spliced from 4 exons.
UGCUUGUGCUUCGUCUUUGGGGUGAGACAUUAUUGUUCUCUUGAAUUCAAAAGAACGGAGAUGGAACCCAUUUGUGUUAAAGAGAAGGUUGCAGAGUCAGAACACUCAAAAACUCCAAAGCAGUGUAAACAGCAGACACACGAUGUUCCAAACCACAAGGAGACUCCUGCACUAGAAUCUGACUCUGAUCUAGGAUCCACCUACAGUAAAGAGGAGGUCAUUGAUCCUGAACUGGAAGCUGUGUGCAUUAAAGAUGAGACCAGUGAGCCUGUCUUGGAAUUGGACCCAUUUGCCACAGAUGUCAGCGAACUGGGAUUUGGGUACAAUUUAGAGGAGGUCUCUGAACACAAGAUAACAUGCACUAAAGAAACAAAGGAAAGUUUGAAAAAGGAACCUGUUCGUGUUAAAGAAGCAACUGUCAAUCAAGAACUGGGAUCUGCCCACAUUAAAGAGGAAGCAGUGGAAUCAGGCACAGACGCAGCGUAUGGCUUUGAGCUAGGGUCGAGUAACAUUAUAGAGGUCUCUGAAGACAGCAUAACAUUGGUUGUGGACCAAGAACCUCAAUCUAAUCCCUGUCCUCACUGCCGAUUCUCUUUCUGUGAGGAGCAGCACCUUGAGAAGCAUGUAAAGGAUGCCCACCCAGAACAGAUUCCCUCUGCAGAUGCCCCGUAUAGCUGUUCUGUAUGUGGGAGGAGUUUCAGUCGGUUGUACUCUCUUAAAGAACACCAGCGAAUUCACACAAGGGAAACGCCCUAUCACUGCUCUGAAUGCGAUCAGAGCUUUGGUCGGUUAUUUUCCUUCAAACGACACCAGCAGCUUCACACAGACGAGGCACCGUUUCACUGCUCCGAUUGUGGGAAGAAUUUCCGUGAGUCAGGAGCGCUUAAAAAACACCAGCGAGUUCACACUGGAGAGGCGCCUUAUCACUGUACUGAAUGCGGGAGCAGUUUUCGCGAAGCUGGAUAUCUUAAAGCUCACAAGCGCAUUCACACAGGAGAGAGGCCCUAUCACUGUAGUGAAUGCGGAAAGAGAUUUCGGGUGGCAUGGUCUCUUCAAGCCCAUCUGCGCAUUCACAGAGGAGAGACUCCCUUUCUGUGUGGCGAGUGUGGAAAAGGUUUUAGGCUGUCUGGACACCUUAAAAAGCACCAGCGAAUUCACACCGGAGAAACACCAUAUCGCUGUACCGAAUGUGGAAAGAGCUUUAGAGAAUUAGGACACCUUAAAACACACCAGCGAAUUCACACAGGCGAGACGCCUUACCACUGUACCGAGUGUGGGAAGGGAUUCAAGCAGUCUGGGACACUUAAAAAACACCAACGAAUUCACACAGGGGAGAAUCCUCCAGCACUGCACAGGCCCUAAGGAUUCUACUAGAAAAACCCCAUGUUAAUAAUGAGAGAUUAUUUUAGAUCUGUUUUGUUAUAGGCCAUUAAUCAAUCAAUCUUUUUUUUAUAUAGUGUCUUUCAUAGUGGAUCACCAUCACAAAGCGCUUUAUAAGAUAA